This is a messenger RNA of Python bivittatus (Burmese python), 3049 nucleotides long. RefSeq names its product small lysine rich protein 1 (gene SMKR1). Lineage: Eukaryota; Metazoa; Chordata; Lepidosauria; Squamata; Pythonidae. The record is from RefSeq and is a predicted model, not a curated record.
CCCCGGGUCGCGAGGUUCGUUGCCUAGCCACGGGGAGCGGGACCCCCCUUUCCUAUGGCAACGGGACUAACCGCGGGACUAACAGAAAACUGCAAGCCCCGCCCCCUGGCGAGAAGCUCCGCCCAAACCAGGCGGUCGUUACGGCGGUUGCGGCGCGCUCCGCUUUGGGCAGCAGAAGCGAGGAAGCGAUACUGUGUUUGGAAUCCAACAUAAUGGUAUUGCUUUGACACAAUGGCCACCAGCUCAUUUCAGUAAAAGGAUGACACUAUGGGAGGCAAGAGCAAAGGGAAGGGGAAGGGCAAAGGCAAGAGUGGGAAGAAAUCAAAGAAGGCCCCAGUGGAGGUGGAUAUUCUGAGCCCAGCGGCCAUGCUCAACCUCUACUACAUCGCCCACAAUGCUGCCGCCUGCCUGGAGUUCCGUGGUUUCCCAUGGCCUGGCUCUCCGAAAAAGAAAGGGAAGAAAAAGAAGUAGGAAGCUGGCAAGAUGGAAGGCCCCUGUUGGGGGGCGUUAAAUGAAGGCCUUGGCGGGGGCCGGAGGAUCCUUAAGCAAGCGAAUCGUCUCAGGUUUCUCUUCUUGUGAUGAGGACGCUUUUGGUUCUGACGAAGUAAACAUUGCUUUGAGAUACCUACUCUGGCACCCGGCAUGGGCCUCCUUGUUGCCGCAUAAAACCUUUCGUAAAGCCCCCACUGCCACCUGCUUUGGAUCCAGUGCACAAGCAGCAAUCUCAGUUACGAGCCCUGACAUCCAGUACGUGGCACGAUGCCGUCACACAUACGACAUGAAGUGUGUAUGUUUUGCAUCACAGAAGGCCUCAAGCCCUUAAUCCGUAUUGUUUGCAUGAUGUCAUAAAGUGCAGGUCGUCCCUACAUGCACACAUGCCCUUGCCUGCAGGGGUGGGACGGGUGGGCUUUUGCACAAGGUGCCCAUGGAUCUUCGGGGCAGGUGAUUUUCCUGUAAAAGCUGCAGGGGAAGCGUGGUCCCUUGUUGCCUUGGGCCAGACCGAGAGUGUUCCUGGAUCCUCUGGAACAUUUCCAGGGGAGUCUGUGGCACGGGUUUAUGCCCUUUGGCCCUCUUCCUGGCUGGAUCUGGGCUUGAAUGAAAGUCACCUUUUCCCUAACUAGGCUGUUGCUCAGUGGCCGUGCCAGAGUUCUGGUCUUAGUUUAUUACUGUGGCAGACAAAGAAGUAACAUCCUGUGCAACUCCGUCGGUGGUGGAAAAUGUCCAAUAUGUCCCCACCUCGGUCUGAAUAGAUAGGUGUGUGUUGCUCAAAGAUGAAAUGUUUGAAGAUGACUUUCAUACACAGGAGAAAACAUAAUUUGCCCAUAUUGGAAGACUUUCUCCAAGAUGGGAAGUUGAUAGGUUCACGAUGCUGCCUCGAUUUCUCAGCAGAGUUCUCAUCACCCUGAGGCCGAAAACAUCAAAUGAGAAAUCUCAUCCGCAAUAGAGGACCGUUUGCCAACUGACCACUGGGAGGCAAACCAUGGCUAGACGUGUUUUUCAUGUCAGGGAAUGGGGCUGAAGUGGGGAUGAACUGUGCCAGUCAAGAAAUUUUAAAGAUGCUGGCAGAUCCUUCUCAGCCCUUCCAAAGGCUCCCCAAGGCUUACCAAUGCUCUUCAGAAAAAUGCCCUUUCAGGCCCAGCUUACAAGGGUAAAGGUCUCUCCAUAUCGCUGCCUUGUACCAAUAGAUUGGUUGGCAAACCCAGGAAAGUGUUGGCUGAUAGAGAGGCCCAUGGGCGUCCACAGCGGGUGGGGUGUCACAAUGCCAGCAGCAUGGCAGCCGAGGCAUCGAAGCACAUUUGUGGCACCCAACUUGACUCUCUAGGCCACCGCCAUGCUUUCAAUACUCCAUGUUUUGUAUGGUGCAUCACUUGCUAGUUUUGCAGUAUGAUACGUGCUUUUCUAGUGAUAAGAAUGCUGUGUGGAGAGGCGCAUACUUUGUCCAUAGAUCUCCUUUUGACCACUAGGUACUGUCGUGUUACUUGUAUGGCAUUCCCUUCUACGCACGGAUGAUGCAAGCAAAAAUCUGAUGGUUCAUGGCCAUUAUUAUUACUGCAUCCCCCCUGCUUAUUUCUGAUUUUUUCUGUCUUCAUUCAAAAAACUGAAAGAUAUUUUGUUAUGUUACGGAUUAUCCACUUUUUUUUUUUUACAUUUUGGAGAAAACGUUGAGUUUAUAUUAUGCAUUGUAAUAGCUUGCCUUCCUUCUGGAAGCCUUCUCUCCUUGAUCAGUGCCACUUUUUGCUAGCAUCCCAAGGUAGGUGUGGCUGGAGAGGGAAAGGUUAACAAGAGGGCCCACAAAAGACCAUAGAGGUGAAGGUGGGGAAAGCUAGGUGAUUGGGGCAAAAGGAGAAUGGAGGGACAGACUGAUUAGCCUAGUAGGCCAGCAAGGCCAAGAGGGGGAAGGCGUUCUGGGGCCAGUUAGGUACCCGGUUUUCGGGUGUAGCCUACACCCUUGUAAUAUUCUAAAGUGUUGGGCAUUUCUGCAAACUUUCCCAGGCAGACCGAACUUCAGAGGAGCUAAGUGAUGCCAUUCCAUCCAUCCUGGCCACUCUAGCCCUGUCUCUUCUUUUUCAUCCCUAGGUCAGCAGCUAGAACUGAAAGGCAGACAGGCUUUCCCACACUCUGGAGAAGGCUUGUCUUGCAGUGCCUUCUUUGCAGAUGUAUCAGGGUAGCCACAUGUAACCCACCCCCCUUCCCCAAAUUAGCUGUUUGAGUUUUGGAUGAAGAGAAACCAGAAGCUCCUGGUGUUAACGUAUUUGUUGCCUUUUUGUUGCUUAGAGGCACUCCCUGCCUGCUCUAAACCCCAGAACCAGGCUUUUCUGAUAGGCUACUGGGGGUUUCUCUGGAUAGGCAAAAAUGGCUGGUUUAUUGUCAAGGGCUGCAAGCUGCAGCUUGUUUACUCUGCGGUGGCCCCAGUGCAAAGAGAGUAUUUUUGGUUUAAGGUUUCUCCUAAGUGUGCAGUGCUAUUCCAAAACUGGGAACAGGACAAUUUUAAGAAAUAUAAAAUGCAGAAGUUGAUAGCAAAAUACUUAAGGUAUUAUUCAUUGUUAAC